CUGAUGAUGAAGAUGAAGAUGAAUCUGAAGGUAGUGAAUACUUUGUUGAGCAAAAAGUAACUGAUAUUCAAGCGGGAUGUAGCGAAAACUGCAAUGACGUGUAUGGUUAUGGAUUUGCAUGGCGGCGUAAAGGAAUUCUCGGUCAGCUAAACGAAGAAAUUGGUGGACUUGUCGAAAUUACCGAUCCAGAACAUUCCGUAAUUCAAGAAAGGAGCGAACAAUGCGCUCAACGCGAUGCCGAGGCAUUCGAUGCUGAACGUUACUUGUUAGAUUUGUUGGAACCUGAAGAUGCCCUCAAACAUGUACUCUCGUUAGAUUUUGGCCUGAGACUUGAUGUGGACGCGGAUGACCGUCAGCGUCUCAAAGAUUUUCCAAGGAAGCGACUUCCUGUGUAA
Cooperia oncophora is the source of this 395-nucleotide messenger RNA. The record is from the annotation of a GenBank genome assembly. NCBI's taxonomy places the organism in Eukaryota, Metazoa, Nematoda, Chromadorea, Rhabditida, Trichostrongylidae.